AUUCCUAUUCAUUAAUCUUUUGAUCUUUUGUGAUAAAACCUAGACAUUAUCUCUUACUCUCUUAUCAAUAGUUCCUCACGAAAAAUUUGAUACGCCCAAAUGUCGCAAAACUAAGUUUAAAAUAUCAUCCAGGAUUUUCAUGGAAUAUUUAUGACAGUUCCAAAAUCGAAAUGAUUCUCCACGUAGCAGAGUUUAUUUAUCUUCUGCUUCUUUUGACAAUUUAUUUUUCGGAAGGAGCUUUUCAUAAAAAGACGUGUGAUGUUGAGGGGAAAUAUAAAGUUUGUACACUCGAUCAAGAGGAGAUUUGUCAUCCUUUUAAAAAGGCGGAUGGAGUGAAAAUAAGUAAUUUGGAGAGUUCGGCAGUUAUUGUGAAAUCCUAUCUUCCAUUCACUUAUGGAACUCAACUUAUCACGGAUAAAAACUGCAUAUUCACGAUCAAAACAAAAGACAAGGAUGACGGUCUGUUUGCUGUCAUUCAGAAUAUUAAUUUUCGAAAAAACGAAGAUGGGUGUGUCGAUUAUGUCCAGUUUAAGAAAGAUAAAGGGUUCUGGUCAGACAAAUUUUGUGACGAGAUGGAUAGAAAAACUAACGAAUCGGAAAUUCCAAAUCACUUAUACUCAGAAUUUGAUCCUCGGGGUAAUUUGGAAACUCGUAUUUUCAUCUCACAGCAACCAAUUAAGCAAGAUGAGCAUCUGCGUAUAACCAUCGUUUAUACUCCAUAUACAAAAUGUUCGAAGCUAGACAGAAAAAAUUACCGUGAAGUUACGCCCGAAUUCUGUAUUUGGAAAGACUAUAUUUGCGAUAAUUAUCAGAACUGUGCAAUCAUGGAUUGCGAUGACGAGAUUCAGUGUGUUCGUAGUGUAGAAAAUGACGGAAUAGGAACGCAAGUUACAAUCGGGGCUGUGACGACGAUAUUCCUCAUUUUUAUUAUAUUCGUCACGUGUCUCUGGAUUUGCAAAAAAUACCAAAAAUUGUGCUGGUCUCCGGACUGUGCUGGCCCGGGCGCUACCAGACCAAGUUUGACUUCUGAAACUGAACGCGUGACUUCUGCCUCGGCACCGACGGAACCAAUGUUGGAAAUAGCAGUGCCUGCUGGAAUUGCAGCUGGCAAGGAUUUGCCACCCAGUUACGAUUCGCUUUUCCCCGAGCAUUCAAAUACUACGAGCACGUAAUACAAUUAUCGAUAUUAAUUUAUUUAUAUAAUAAUAAUAAUAAUAAUAAUAAUUAUUAUUAUAAUUGAUUAACUAAUCGAGACUAGGCGCUAAUUUGGGAUUAUAUUUGUAUUUUCAGCUUAGAAGAUGAAAUAUUUAAAGACAUUUGAAGCGUCUUUUGGACAUGAAUAUCGUCGGUUCCGAUAUUUUUCAAAAUGCGCUUCAUUUGUUUGUAAAUACGUUGCCAAAUUUUGCGAGCAAAUGCAUUUUUGUACUAUUUUUUAAUUUAAUAUUCAUUAUUUCUUAAGAUGAUUCAACGACGCUUUUGCAAAUAGUAUUACUGAUUAGACUCCCAAAUUGACUGUGAAGUUUUACUCUCACGGCCAAAACUUAAAUCCUGUUUUCUAUUCUAGAAUUAAGAAGGUAUGGUUUUUUUUGUUGUUGUUGAGAAAUGUGAGAAAUUGUGUGAAUGUGAGUAGAGUAUUUUUGUAUUAGGGUACUGGAAAAGGCUUUGUUUUUUUUUUAAUGGCUGAUAUCAGGAUGUCUUCUCACCUGGAAGUACUGGGAUCAGGGAAUCUUUUUAUGUAAAAAUUAUUAUAAUAAUAAAAUAAUAAUAAUAUAACAGUAUGAUAAAAAAAUAGAACCUGGAUAUCACAGGGAACUUUUUUUCGAACAUCAGAAAAUUUUAUCGAGAACAUGAUUAAAUUGUUUGUUUUAAUUUGUAUUAAAAAAUUAAAUAACAAUGUUUUUUAA
Molecule: messenger RNA, 1904 nt
Organism: Belonocnema kinseyi
Lineage: Eukaryota; Metazoa; Arthropoda; Insecta; Hymenoptera; Cynipidae
Exons: 4
Coding region: 171-1172 (333 amino acids)
Source: RefSeq, a predicted model, not a curated record